Molecule: messenger RNA, 1470 nt
Organism: Boeremia exigua
Lineage: Eukaryota; Fungi; Ascomycota; Dothideomycetes; Pleosporales; Didymellaceae
Product: aspartic peptidase domain-containing protein
Exons: 3
Coding region: 181-1401 (406 amino acids)
Biological process (GO): proteolysis
Molecular function (GO): aspartic-type endopeptidase activity
Source: RefSeq, a predicted model, not a curated record
UGGCUGUGCGUGGUAGACCACACCAGUGCUUCUUGCCGCGACUACAGCAAUGCUUGUUAUAAAGCCAAGUAUGUUCCCAUCUCUUGGAACUCAUCCUCCAGCAGGCUUCGUUGGCAUCACUUCGAUCAACUAUUCUUUCGCUUGAAUAACUCGUUCCGGUCUCUCAUCCGUUUAUCGAACAUGCCUUCCUUCACCUACCUCACAGCGGCUCUUGCCCUGACCAGCGCUGUCGCUGCGAACCCUGUGCAGAAGCGCGAUGCGUUCUCUCUGCAGCAGGUCAAGCACAACAUCCACCUGAAGAACGGUCCUGGCCAGAUUGCGAAGACCCUUCGCAAGUAUGGCAAGGCUGUCCCUGAGCACAUCCAGGCUGCCGCCGACACACGUGCCAAUGCUGUUACUGCUUUGGCUUCUGGCACUGAGCCUGCCAACCCCAGCGACGACUACGACUCGUCCUACCUCAGCCCUGUUACCAUCGGUACCACCACUGUCAACCUCGACUUUGACACUGGAUCUUCUGAUCUCUGGGUCUUUUCUUCCCUCCAGGCUUCCACUCAGCUUACCGGCCACGACUACUACAAGGUCGAUGCUUCCAAGGUCAAGAGCGGCUACACAUGGAAGAUCGGCUACGCUGAUGGCUCCGGUGCGUCGGGCAAGGUCUACGCUGAUAAGGUCACCGUUGGCGGUGUGACUGCCACUUCCCAGGCCGUCGAGGCUGCCACCUCUGUCUCUUCCACGUUCUCCCAGGACCGUGACACUGAUGGUCUUCUUGGUCUUGCCUUCAGCUCGAUCAACACUGUCUCGCCGACUCCCCAGAGCACCUGGUUCGACACUGUCAAGUCCUCGCUUGCAAAGCAGCUCUUUGCUGUUAACCUGAAGUACCACGCUGCCGGAACCUACGACUUUGGCUUCAUCGACUCUGCCAAGUACACUGGUGCCAUUACUUACGUCAACGUCGACAACAGUGACGGCUUCUGGGGUUUCAGCGCGACCGGAUACUCCGUCGGCACUGCCGCUGCCGUCAAGACUAGCAUUGCCGGUAUCGUCGACACCGGUACCACUCUGAUCUACGUCGACGCUGCCAUCGCAAAGGCCUACUGGUCCAAGGUUACCGGCGCCAAGGUUGACAACACACAAGGCGGCUAUGUGUUCCCCUGCUCUGCUACUCUGCCCAGUUUCUCCAUCACCGUCGGCGGUGUUGCCCAGACCGUUCCCGGCAAGUUCAUCAACUACGCCCCCAUCUCUACCGGCUCCAGCACCUGCUUCGGCGGCAUCCAGACUAACGACGGCGUCGGCUUCAACAUCUUCGGCGACAUCUUCCUCAAGAGCAAGUACGUUAUUCACGACGUCUCCACGGGCUCGCCCCGUCUUGGUUUCGCGCAGCAGGCGGGCGUAACAGCCUAAGCAACUGUACCGGAAGCCUUGUUCUGCUCAUUGGACCGGCGCAUUGAGCCGGCUUGCAUGUGAUGCACG